GUUUGAUUGCGAUCGCCUAUGGUGCGCAAAGACUUGUGGGUAUGCCACAAAAGGUCUACCGGAAGCGGAAGUAAGCAGAAGUUGGGUGAGCUGAAGAUGUACACACGUGUGUGGGAAGGAUUCCGUUGUUUUUGCCAGUCCUAGAUAGCACUGUGAACCUUUAUAUCUAAAGUGGAGUCUGUAAGCACACACCAAGGAACAGAUUCACCAUGGAGGAUCUGAAGAAAGACAGUCGUUUUUCCCACAUCCCCAAAGACCCUCGCUUCCGCACGGUGCCCAGCCAUGAGCGCAAGGUCAAGGUCGAUAAGCGUUUCCAGGGAAUGUUUAAGGACAAAAGGUUCAAGGUCAAGUACCAGGUGGACAAGCGGGGACGUCCCAUCAACAGGACAUCUAAGGAGGACCUGAGGAGAUUCUAUGAGAUGUCAAGUUCAGAUUCUGAGGAAGAUAGUGAAGAAGAUGUUCAAAUGGAGAAGUCCAAAAGGACAGAAAAGAAGAAAUCAUCAAAGAAUAAAGCAGAAUCAAGGACAGAAAUGGAAGCUCAGAACAAAUCAAGAGAUGAGACAGGCAUGACAUCUAAGAUCACUAAAAGUAGUGAGAGAACUGCUCAGAAAAUAUCAGACAGUGAUAUCCCAGACCAGGACCAAGAAAGCCACCUGGAAAGUUCUGGAGAUGAAACAGAAAGUGAAUCAGGCAGUGACAGUGGACUUGAUCAGCCAGGAAGGGAAGAUUUGUUGAAAGUUAGAAAGCUGGAGUCAGACAGCAGGGAGGGAGGGGAGGAGGAAGAUGAUGAUGAAGAAGAAGAUGACACUGGUGAUGAUGAGUCUGAUGAUGAUGACAGCAGUGAUAAUGAGGAUGAGGGACCCAAGGUUGAUCUGGCUCGAGGUGAAGGGAACAUGGAGACCAGCUCGUCUGACUCUGAGCUGGAGUUUGAUGAGGAGGAGUCAGAACAUGAGUGGGGAGAGUUGGACAAAUCUGCCCCUACGACAGACAAGCCCACCUGCAGGUUUGCAGUGUGUAACAUGGACUGGGACAGGAUCAAGGCUGUGGACCUGCUGGUGGUCUUUAACUCAUUCAAACCCACAGGAGGAGUGGUCAAGUCUGUUAAGAUAUUCCCAUCUGAGUACGGUGGCAAGCGAUUACAGGAGGAAGACCUGCAAGGACCUGCUGAACUGCUAGGGGGAGAUGAUAACCAUGAAGAGGAGAAUGAAACAGAGCAAGGCUCCAAGUACAGUACAGAGAGACUGCGCAGGUACCAGCUGAACAGACUGAAGUAUUACUAUGCUGUGGUGGAGUGUGACUCUGUACAGACUUCUGCUGCCAUCUACAAACAGUGUGAUGGGAUCGAGUUUGAGCUGAGUGCAGCCAGGAUGGACCUCAGAUUUAUCCCAGAUGACAUGACCUUUGAUGACCAGAAGCCGACCCAGGUGGCCACAGACGUGCCUCCGACCUACAACCCUUCCGUGUUCUUCAACACGGCACUGCAGCAGACCAGCGUGGAACUCACAUGGGACGAGACCAACAAGGAACGGCUCAAUGUGACCAUGAGGAAGUUCAAGGAAGAAGACAUCGACAAACUUGACCUGACAGAGUACCUGGCUUCAUCCAGUGGAGAGGAAGAUGCAGGCCUGGCUAAUCUGAUUGGUGCAUCUAGUGAUGAGGAGGAGAAAGAAGAAGAGGAAGAGGAGGAGAUGAAGGAUGAAGACCAGAUAGCCAAGUACCGUGCUCUGCUGCUGGGGCUGGAUAAGAAGGAAGAGAAGACAGAGUUUGAGAAAGACAUGGAGAUGGAGGUGACAUGGGAGCCUGGUCUGCGUGAGAAGGCAGAAGACCUUGUGAAGAAGAAGACAGAAGACAAAAAGAGCACACCCUGGCAACAGUACCUGGAGAAGAAAAAACAAAAGAAGAGAGAAAGGAAGCAGGAACUGAAGAAGAUACAGGAGGAGAGAAAGUUUGAGGAGGUUGAGGAGUCAGGUGAGGAGGACCUACCUGCAGGAGUGGACCUGGGGGAUGAAUACUUCAAGGAGGAGCUCGAGAAGUUACAGACUGAUGACAAGUCCAAGAAGAGAAAGAAGAGAGAGAGGAAAAAAGUGGAGGAGCCCACCCCUGAGGAGGAGAAACAGAAGGCUGAGCUAGAGCUGUUGAUGAUGGAUGGAGAGGACAACAAACGGCACUUCAACAUGAAGGACAUCAUUGAAGCCGAGACCCAGGCUGACGAGAAGAAGAAAGGGAAGAAAAAGAAGGACAGAAACACAACAGAGAAACAAGGGACAAAGCUGGAGGACAACUUUGAGAUUGAUGUGCAGGACCCCAGGUUUGAGGCUGUGUACUCCUCCCAUCUGUACAACAUCGACCCCUCCGAUCCUGGCUACAAGAAAACCAAAGCCAUGGACGCCAUCCUCACAGAGAAGCAACACAGAAGGGCAAAGGGCAAGAAGAGGAAAGUGCCAACAGAGAAAAAAGUUGAUCCAGCAAAGGAACAGACUAAGAGUCAAGAAGCAUCCCUAGACAUGCUGGUGAAGUCAGUUAAGGCCAAAACUAGUCAGUUCCAGGCAAGGAAGAAAAUGAAAUCUUCUUAGCA
This is a messenger RNA of Branchiostoma floridae (Florida lancelet), 2575 nucleotides long. RefSeq names its product ESF1 homolog. Gene Ontology annotation, molecular function: RNA binding. Gene Ontology annotation, cellular component: nucleus. Lineage: Eukaryota; Metazoa; Chordata; Leptocardii; Amphioxiformes; Branchiostomatidae. Gene Ontology annotation, biological process: rRNA processing. The record is from RefSeq and is a predicted model, not a curated record. The coding region runs from base 210 to 2573 and encodes 787 amino acids. The transcript has 13 exons.